Molecule: messenger RNA, 845 nt
Organism: Medicago truncatula (barrel medic)
Lineage: Eukaryota; Viridiplantae; Streptophyta; Magnoliopsida; Fabales; Fabaceae
Product: 40S ribosomal protein S15-4
Exons: 3
Coding region: 120-584 (154 amino acids)
Biological process (GO): translation; ribosomal small subunit assembly
Cellular component (GO): cytosolic small ribosomal subunit; ribosome
Molecular function (GO): RNA binding; structural constituent of ribosome
Source: RefSeq, a predicted model, not a curated record
AAACACGAAAGGCCCAGGGUUACAUCAUCAACUUUAAUAAACCCUACAUAUAAAUACGAAAGAAACAUCGUGACAAAUUAAUCGUAAAAACCCUAGCAAGCACCGGCGAAGCAGCAACAAUGGCAGACGUUGAGGUAGAUGCAGCAGCAGCCGCCGCCGGAGUACCGAAGAAGAGAACAUUCAAGAAGUUCAGUUUCAGAGGAGUUGAUUUGGAUGCACUUCUUGACAUGUCCACUGAUGAGCUUGUUAAGCUCUUCAGUGCUCGUGCUCGUAGAAGGUUCCAGAGAGGUCUCACUCGUAAGCCCAUGGCUCUCAUCAAAAAGCUUCGCAAAGCGAAAAGGGAGGCACCACCUGGUGAGAAGCCAGAACCUGUUAGGACCCAUCUUCGUAACAUGAUCAUUGUACCUGAGAUGAUUGGGAGCAUUAUUGGAGUGUACAAUGGGAAGACCUUUAACCAGGUUGAAAUCAAACCUGAGAUGAUCGGUCAUUACCUUGCUGAAUUCUCAAUUUCAUACAAGCCUGUUAAGCACGGUAGACCUGGUAUUGGUGCUACUCACUCCUCCAGGUUCAUUCCUCUCAAGUGAAUUACCUUGUUUGGGAGAUCAGACAUGUACUUUGCAGUUUAUUUUGAAGGAAAAACCCAAGAUGAUUUUGUUUCUUAUGUUAUGUUUAGUGCAAUUUUAUUUUGAUUUCAUGGUAGUUGUAUAACAAUGUUUUGCCAUUGACUUAAUUACAUAAUGACCGAAGUAUGCUUUGGUUUGUUUGAGUUUAUUAUCUUCUCUUAACUGCUUAAUGUAAGAUGUUUAAGGUUUUAUGCAAGGAUGUCUAAAUAGUUAUUUUACAAA